Messenger RNA from Rubroshorea leprosula, 5136 nucleotides. Lineage: Eukaryota; Viridiplantae; Streptophyta; Magnoliopsida; Malvales; Dipterocarpaceae. The record is from the annotation of a GenBank genome assembly.
CUUUUUUUUUUUGGUGUUUAGGGGAAAUUCAUUCUUCUGUUCUUUUUCAGAGAUUCUUGAUAAAACCCCCAUUGUUUGUUGUUGUUGUUGUUGUUGUUGGUUUUUCUUUUUUUAUCAUCAACAUGCGAUCGGAGCACAACAAUGGUGUUAAUCCACUGAAGCGAAGCUUCAGUCAGAUGAGCUCAGACCCACCUGAUGCCAUGGCAGUGGACAACAAUGAUCUCUUUGAGAAAGACCCUUCUUCACCUCCUUGUUCAAAUCCCAAGGACUUGGUCCCAAGAGGGUAUCAAUUGAGGGUAUAUGAGGUUGCUAAGAAGAGGAAUACAAUAGCAGUACUGGAUACAGGUGGGGGGAAGACAAUGAUAGCUGUGAUGUUGAUCAAGGAUGUUGCUCAAGCUGUAAAGUCUAGUGGAAAUAAAAAGUUAAUUAUUUUCUUGGCACCCACCGUUCAUCUUGUUCACCAGCAAUUUGAUUAUAUAAAGCUUCAUACAAAUUUGGAAGUUGAGCAGUACUUUGGAGCCAGGGGAAUUGAUGGAUGGAACCUAAGUUGCUGGGAGAAAGAAAUAAGGGAGCAUGAGGUUAUGGUCAUGACACCCCAGGUUCUACUGGAUGCCUUGAGAAAAGCAUUUUUGAGUCUAAAGAUGGUAUGCUUAAUCAUAAUAGAUGAGUGCCAUCAUGCUACAGGAAAUCAUCCUUAUGCAAAAAUAAUGAAGGAAUUUUAUCAUAAAUGUAUUAACAAGCCAAAGAUUUUUGGAAUGACAGCAUCACCGGUGGUUAGAAAAGGUGUCUCAUCAGCCAUGGAUUGUGAGGGUCAAAUAUCCGAACUUGAAAGCAUUUUGGAUAGCCUGAUUUGUACUAUUGAAGAUAGAAAAGAGAUGGAAGCUCAUGUUCCAUCUGCAAAAGAAUAUUGUAGAUUUUAUAAUCCAGUAGUAUUUUCAAGUUUGGAUUUGAAAGAAAAGAUAGAAGCCUCAUGGUUCAAGUUUGAUUCUUUAUUGCAAGCAUCAGUGCAAGAAAUGGAUGAUAAACUUAAGAAACUGCAACAGCGAUUAUCCAACGACCAUGCUAAGAUUUUGCAUUGCCUUGACAGUCUGGGCCUCAUAUGUGCUUCUGAGGCUAUUAAAGUGUGUCUAGAGAAUGCCCCCGACACCACAGAUGAGUGUGAAACUUACAGAAAAAGUUCAUUACUGUGUAAAAAUUUCCUUGAGGAAGUGCUACAUGUGAUUGGUGAAUCUCUGCCUCUUGGUGAUCAUAAUUUUUUGGAUUCUGAGGUCAACUACUUAAAUGCAGUUCCUAUGGGCUAUAUAUCUCCGAAAUUAUUUGAACUUAUUCAACUUUUUCAGUCAUUUGGAGAAGAUUGCCAAGUAUUAUGCCUCAUUUUUGUUGAAAGAAUUGUUACUGCCAAAGUAAUUGAAAGAUUUCUGAAGAAAGUACACUGUUUAUCGCAUUUCACAGUUUCAUAUUUGACUGGAAGUAGUACAUCAGUUGAUGCUCUGGCACCAAAAAUGCAGAAGGAAACAUUGGAGUCAUUUCGUUCUGGAAAGGUCAAUCUGUUAUUUGCAACUGAUGUACUUGAGGAGGGUAUUGAUGUUCCGAGCUGCUCUUAUGUUGUACGUUUUGACCUGCCCAAAACAGUCCAGAGUUAUAUCCAAUCUAGAGGACGGGCUCGGCAGAAUAAUUCCCAGUUUGUGACGAUGCUUGAGAGGGGAAAUGUGGAACAGAGAGAUCAGAUGUUUAAGAUUAUCAGGAGUGAGUAUUUGAUGAUUAACACAUCUGUAAAUAGAGACACCAACACAAGUCUUCCUAAGGCAUGUAACAUUGAGGAAACAAACUCAUAUGUUGUAGAUGCCACAGGAGCUUCUGUUACUGCAGAUUCUAGCGUUGGCCUCAUAAAACAAUAUUGUGAAAAGCUCCCUAAUGAUGAGUCCUAUACACCAAAGCCGAGUUUUCAUUUGUCAAUUUCAGAAGGGCUACUAGACAAUCAUCUUCUCCCAUUAGUUGAAAUGCCUUCCAAAGAUGAUAAUAACAUGACAAGCAAAGAUUCUGAUUCAGGUGCAGGAACAACAAAAAGGAAGGAACUACAUGGGACAACUCAACUUCGUGCAUUGUCUGGAAGUUGGGCCGGUAAACUUGACAGUACCAUUUUCCACGCCUACAAAUUUGACUUUUACUGCAACAUUGUUACCGAGGUUUAUUCUGGAUUUGUUCUUCUGCUUGAGUCGAAGCUUGAUGAUGAUGUGGGAAACCUGGAAUUGAAUCUUUACUUGGUCUCAAAGAUGGUUAAGACAUCUGUUUCUUCAUGUGGCUAUGUGCAAUUGGAUGCCGAACAGAUGAUGAAAGCAAGGUGCUUUCAGGAAUUUCUCUUUAAUGGCUUGUUUGGGAGGUUAUUUGUUCGGUCAAAGUCAUCUGAACUUCGAGAGUUUCUUCUGCAGAAUGACACAAGCUCUUUAUGGAGUGCCUCAAACAUGUAUUUGCUUCUACCACUUGAGAGUUCUCCCACUGAUCAAUGGAAAAUAAAUUGGAUGGCUAUCAAUGCUUGUUGUUUUGCAACAGAAUUUUUAAAGAGAAAUUCAUUAUUGAAUUCUGAAAGGCAUGAUGGUAAUGGGGACAAUAAAUCACCCAGUAAAACCUUUUUGCACGAGACAGACUGCAAGGUGGAAAAUGUGAUCCACUUCGCUAAUGAAUCAGUUGAUAGAAAUAUACUCAAAAACAUGGUAGUACUCGCUGUUCACACUGGAAGAAUUUACUCUAUCCUUGAAUUAUUGAAUGACACAUCUGCUGAGAGUCCUUUUGAUGGUAAUGAUGAUGCUGCCCAACCUGAGUAUGCCAGCUUUGCUGAGUACUUCAACAAAAAGUACCAGAUUGUGUUGAGGUACCCGGGACAACCUUUACUUCUGUUAAAGCAGAGUCAUAACCCACACAACCUUCUUGUGAGUUUUUGUGAUGAAGGUGCUUAUUCUAAGGCACGCUUUCGUGCUUAUAUGCCACCUGAGCUUUUGUUGAGGAUUGAUGUGCCGAUUAGUGUUCUAAAAUCAAUGUACUUACUACCAUCCUUGAUGCACCGUAUUGAGACACUAAUGUCAGCCAGCCAACUAAGAGAAGAGAUUAAUUGUGGUUCAAACAAGUUCAAUAUAUCAAGCUCGUUGAUUCUUGAAGCGCUUACAACACUUAGAUGUUGUGAAAGUUUUUCUAUGGAGAGACUGGAACUACUUGGGGAUUCUGUCCUAAAAUAUGCUGUGGGCUGCCAUCUUUUUCUUAGAUAUCACGAGAAAAAUGAAGGGCAACUCUCUGCACAGCGUUCAUUGGCUGUUCGCAAUUCAACCCUGUAUAAAUUGGGAACAGACCGUAAAUUACAGUUAUAUAUACGAGAUGGUGCAUUCGAUCCCCGUCGUUGGGCUGCUCCAGGGCAGCAAUCUUUACGGCCAGUUCCUUGUGAGUGUGGGGUGGACACUUUAGAAGUUCCUCCAGAUCCAAAAUUUCAAACUGAAGACCCAAAAAUUAAGGUAGGGAAAUGCUGUGAUCGGGGUCACAGAUGGAUGGGAUCAAAAACUAUAUCAGACUGUCUAGAAGCCCUAGUAGGUGCAUACUACGUUGAUGGUGGACUGCCAGCUGCACUUCAUGUGAUGAAGUGGCUGGGUAUUGAUGCAGAACUUGAUCCUGCAUUAGUAGUUGAAGCCAUUAAUCGUGCAUCUGUGCAAUCUUAUGCCCUCCAAACCAAUGAAAUCAACAUUUUAGAGUCAAAGCUUGGGUACAAUUUUUCUAUUAAGUUUUUCCUACAAGAGGCAAUUACACAUACAUCGCUUCAUGAAUCCUUCUGUUACCAGAGGCUUGAAUUCCUUGGUGAUUCUGUAUUGGACUUGCUUAUCACCCGAUAUCUCUACCAGAAACACACGGAUAUAGAUCCGGGGGAGCUGACUGACUUGCGCUCAGCAUCAGUUAAUAAUGAUAAUUUUGCCCAAGUUGCUGUGCGCCAUGACCUUUAUAAGCAUCUUCAACACUCUUCCACCAAACUAGUUAAUCAAAUAGAAGAAUACAUAAAGUCCUUCAACUCUUGUAACACCCCCAGCUCUGGUCCCGACCUGAAAAGUCCUAAGGCUCUUGGAGACCUGGUUGAAAGUAUUGCCGGAGCAAUUUUGGUUGAUAGCAAGCUUAAUCUUGAUGAAGUUUGGAGAAUAUUUGAACCACUUUUAUCUCCAAUUGUAACCCCUGAUAAACUCGUGCUCCCUCCACAUCGGGAGCUUAUUGAGUUAUGUGAUUCUCUUGGAUACUUUAUCAAAGAAAACUGUAUAACUAAGGGGGAAAUGGUGCAUGCCGAGCUUAGGUUACAGCUUGAUGAUGUCUCUUUGGUAGGAGAAGGACAUGAUCAAAACAGAAAGGCUGCAAAAGGAAAAGCAGCUUCAUGUCUCCUGAAGAAACUUGAGGAAAGAGGAAUCAAGAGGAGGAAACAGGGUCCCAAUAAUUGUUCUAACUCAAAUCAAACAACUGAUGAUGACUCAAUACAACCAGUGAGCCAGAAAAAGCAAAAGAAAACCGGAAUCCAAUUGCCUGCACAAUCAACUGAAGCUCUUCCCGUUGCAGAUGAUUCUUCUAACAAAGCAUGUAGUCACAAUGACAUCCCAGUUAUCCCAGCAAUCAGCACCAAGAAAGGAGGACCUAGAACCUGCCUUUAUGAGCUUUGUAGGAGACAGCAGUGGCCGAUGCCUACCUUCACAACAGCAGAAAAUAAAUAUCGAGCUCAAAUGGAGUUUGGAGCAGGUGCUGAAAAAAGGAAGGGUUUUAUUGGUUUUACAUCGAAAAUUACCUUGCGUGUACCAAACUCCGGCGUUAUUGAGUGUGAGGGAGAUGAGAAUGCUGAUAAGAAGAGCUCGUGUGACUCUGCUGCAUAUGUCAUGCUUCAUGAACUCCAACAACGAGGUCAGCUCAUCAUUGGUGAGUGAAUACUAGCAAGCCGUCCAUUUCCUGGGUAAUUUUCUGACAAAAAACUGCUAGGCAAAUUUCUAACCUUGCCUUGAGAUUGUUUACUAAAUGUACAUCUCCGUUCAAGCAUUGCAUUUGUUCUUGCGCUAGUUUGGAUUGAGAAACAGAUUUGGAUCAUUGUAUAUUUUUUCUGUCAAUUUUCUAUAAAUAAUAAUGCAAUUC